This is a messenger RNA of Amborella trichopoda, 2895 nucleotides long. Its product is annotated as E3 ubiquitin-protein ligase WAV3. Lineage: Eukaryota; Viridiplantae; Streptophyta; Magnoliopsida; Amborellales; Amborellaceae. Gene Ontology annotation, biological process: anaphase-promoting complex-dependent catabolic process. Gene Ontology annotation, cellular component: anaphase-promoting complex. The record is from RefSeq and is a predicted model, not a curated record. Gene Ontology annotation, molecular function: zinc ion binding; cullin family protein binding; ubiquitin protein ligase activity.
UUGCGUGGUAUAUCGCUGUCCGCCAUGGCAGCUGCUUCAUCAAAAGGUCAAAACCAGAGCUUCAAUGGCGGCCGCUAAGAAGAAGAAGCAAUGGAGAGAUCUGAACUUCUGACUAAUUCCUUCAUUGACCUGGUUUUCGCACUCAAAACCCUAGAAAUUCAACCCGUGGCGGCCUUUUCAAUGAAUCUCAAACCCUAGAAAAAUCGUACCCUUUGCCGGCCAUGAUCAUUGAUUUUCCAGCUCCCACACUUUGAACCCUAGCCGCCAUUAUUACGGAGCCGAAGACGUGGACAAAGUAAAACCUAGUCCUUUUUUUUUAGGAUUUGGGGCCUUUGAAAGGGGAACCCCUAGCUUCUAUUAAAUCUCAGUGUGAAAAGCUCUCUAUCUCUUGUAUUUGAACUCUGGUUUUUUCGCUCCUUGAUUGUGCUUUUUUUGCUGGUUUUUUCUUCGUUUUUGCGUUGAAAAUGGAGAGUAAAUGGAGAAAAGCGAAGAGCGCUCUAGGGCUUCGACUAUGUACUUAUAUGCCAAAAACACUCGAUGAUUCUUCUUCUCCAGCUGAUUCAACUGGUAGACUAUCGGAUUAUCAAGCAACAUCAACUGGAGAAAUUGAUUACAGGCCACUAACGCCUACUCCCACUUCUGCUGGUCUCAGGUUAUCGAGAAACAGUUACAGGUCCUCAAAGAGGACCUGCUCAAUAUGCCUCGGCGCCAUGAAACCUGGCAAUGGUCACGCCCUCUUCACAGCUGAGUGUUCCCACUCCUUCCACUUCCAUUGCAUCCUCUCCAACGUAAAACAUGGGAGCCACGCAUGUCCAGUUUGCCGAGCCAAAUGGAAAGAAGUUCCAUUUCCUGCUCCCUCCUCUGAUCACAACAGCAGGGCACGCAUUAGCCCUCUCGACUGGCCUAACGAGGACCCUGCCUUCAUGACCAUUUUACGCCGACUACCCCAACCCCGACCCCCCCAUGAAUCUCAUCACCACCACCUGAACCCCCUUUUUCAUGCCCCUGAACCUGCUUCAUUCACCGAUGAUGAGCCACUUGACCCACGAACUGAACCCAGUGGUUUGAACCCACCUCUUGAAAACCCAACCCAAGCCCUCAAAAUCGAGACCCACCCCGAGUUUGACUUAGUCCCAAGGUCUCUCUCUCUGGACAAUUUCUCUAUCUUGGUUCAUCUCAAGGCUCCAUAUUCAAGUCAAAAUGGGAUGAAAACCCAAUUAUUAUCGCCCCAAAGCCAUAGGGAUCGAGCUCCUGUGGACCUAGUGACUGUGCUCGAUGUGAGUGGAAGCAUGGCUGGGACCAAAUUAGCCCUUCUAAAGCGAGCCAUGGGGUUCGUGAUCCAAAAUUUAGGCCCAUCUGACCGUCUUUCUGUCAUUGCCUUCUCGUCAAACGCUCGUCGUCUUUUUAACCUUCGUCGAAUGUCUGAAUCAGGCCGGCAACAAGCCCUACAUGCGGUAAAUGCCCUUGCGUCGACUGGCGGCACGAACAUUGCUGAGGGCCUCCGGAAGGCUGCAAAGGUAAUCUCAGAUCGUAGAGAGAGAAACCCAGUUUGUAGUAUCAUACUCUUAUCCGACGGUCAGGACACAUACACUGUGGGCUCAGCUGCAGGUGCGGGCAGGCUCGCACCUAUGGACUACACAAGCCUCCUUCCGAGCUCAGUCCAGGCCCCAGUACAUGCUUUCGGGUUUGGUGCUGACCACGACGCAGGUUCAAUGCAUGCCAUCUCAGAGGCAUCAGGGGGGACGUUCUCUUUCAUUGAGGCAGAGGGGGCCAUACAAGAUGCCUUUGCACAGUGUAUUGGUGGUCUCCUGAGUGUGGUGGUCCAGGACGUGAAGCUGAGCUUCGAUUGUGUGGUCCCUGGUGUGCGAGUGACUGCGAUCCGGGCUGGAAGCUACACAAGCAGUAUAAUGGAUGGAGGCCAGGGGGGUUCAGUCAACGUUGGUGAUCUGUAUGCCGAGGAGGAGAGGAACUUCUUAGUUGAUGUCACUGUCCCAGCAAUGUCGAAUAGGGGUAGUUCGGUAAAUUACAAUGGAGGGGCACAGCCUGAGAGUGGCGUUUCCAUAAUUUCCACCUUCCUUCUAAGUGUGCGGUGCAUGUACAAGGACCCAAUAACAGGUGACGGAUGCAAUGGCACCCCCGUGGUGGUUGAGGUCACCCGCCCCAUUGGCGCUGCUGAUCUCUUGGGCCUGCCUCGACUUGAGGUUGACCGUGAGCGGCAGCGUGCAGGUGCAGCUGAGACCAUGGCUGAGGCACGGGCCCUUGCUGAGCAUGGGGACCUCCGCGGGGCAGUUGCCGCCCUCGACCGCCGCCGUUCAGUCAUGGCAGGCUCCGCGGCAUGGCGUGCCGGUGACGAGCUGUGCCUAGCAUUGGAUGCUGAGCUUGCGGAGUUGCAGUGGAGAAUGGCCAGUAGGGCAGCCUAUGAGUCGUCGGGGAGAGCAUAUGUUUUGUCAGGGCUGAGUUCACACUCGUGGCAGCGGGCCACAGCAAGAGGGGCGAGUGCGGCCCAUGGGGCUGGGCCCCAUGGGUACCAAACUCCGUGCAUGGCGGACAUGCUGGCAAGGUCGAGGACGAUGGGGCCGCCAGCAACGGCAGCGCCAGUGAGGCCGAGGCCAAGGCCGAGGUGAUGAUUGGUGGGCUUGGUGGAGAAAUUUUUAAUGUGGGGAGGAAAAUUUUGUCCCUUUUUUUCUUUUUGUAUGUUGAUUUUUACUCUUUUUUUUUUGUUAUUUCAAUGGUAUUUGUUUUGUUUUUAUAUUGUAAAUUUUUUGGGGGUAUUUUGUGGCAUAUUGCGGUGAUUAUAAGUGCAUAUAUAAGGAGUGGUUGUGUUGGAUGACUAUGUAAAUGGUGAAUAAGGAGGGGAAGUUGGGCUUUUGGUGUAUUAUAUAUGUGUGGUUUUUA